Messenger RNA from Mesorhabditis spiculigera, 324 nucleotides. NCBI's taxonomy places the organism in Eukaryota, Metazoa, Nematoda, Chromadorea, Rhabditida, Rhabditidae. The record is from the annotation of a GenBank genome assembly.
AUGGAAGGAGCACCCGGUGGAGAUGCCGCAGGUGGCAGCCAGGGACCCCGUCCUGCCAACAAACGUCUUCAGCAGACGCAAGCUCAAGUUGACGAAGUCGUUGGAAUUAUGAAAGUUAACGUCGAGAAAGUGCUGGAGCGGGAUCAGAAAUUGUCGCAGCUUGACGAUCGCGCCGAUGCUCUCCAGGAGGGUGCCUCCCAGUUUGAGAAGUCUGCAGCCACGCUCAAGCGCAAGUACUGGUGGAAGAACCUGAAGAUGAUCAUCAUCAUGUGCGCGAUCGUGACUGUCUUGAUCAUCAUUAUCGUCAUCUGGGCCGGAGGCAAA